AUGUCAUUCUCUGAGGCUUUUAAAAUGUUUAAACGUUUUAGACUGUUUGAGCCAUCUUUAGGAGUUUUGGGGUUCUUUUUGGUCAUAGUCUGUGUGGUUUUCUGCUUCUUUUACUUGGAUUCAAGAAGUUUCUCUAAAGGGUAUCGAUUCUCUGGCCAAUCAGAGCGAUUCAUGUGGUUGCAGACUAGAGGGUCCGUAGAAGAAAAUCAUAGAGUUGAGUUUCUUGAAGAAAAAAGUGACUCUUGUAAUGUUUUCAAUGGUGAUUGGGUUUGGGAUGAAUCAUAUCCUUUGUAUCAUUCGAAAGAUUGCCCUUUUUUGGAUGAAGGCUUUCGUUGCUCUGAGAAUGGUCGUCCUGAUUGGUUUUACACCAAAUGGAGAUGGCAACCCAGGAAUUGCAACUUGCCCAGGUGA
Cannabis sativa is the source of this 411-nucleotide messenger RNA. RefSeq names its product protein trichome birefringence-like 11. Bases 1 to 411 code for a protein of 136 amino acids. The record is from RefSeq and is a predicted model, not a curated record. The transcript has 2 exons. Lineage: Eukaryota; Viridiplantae; Streptophyta; Magnoliopsida; Rosales; Cannabaceae. Gene Ontology annotation, cellular component: Golgi apparatus. Gene Ontology annotation, molecular function: O-acetyltransferase activity.